UCAGAUGACCCCGUUGUGCCUGCCUUCAACAAGAUUGAUAGGGGCGAUGGGGUGUUCUGCCUGGAACUGCUCCCAGGCACAGCAGGCAACAGGAGCUCCACAUCACCCUGACUUCAAACUGAGUCACCCCACUUGAGCAGACACUAUCUCGAAAGCCCGGUACCAACAAGCCUCUCGAGAUCGAGUUACCCAAGAAUGGGCCACACUACGCCGCAUAGACGACAGCUCCCUUCAGGGGGCACCAAUCAAUCGACAUAGAUGGCGAGUGCGUUAACCCUUCUCGUUGCGACGGUUAUAAGCAGUCGAUCCUCUCCUUCUCGUCCAUGUUACCUGCUCCCAUGUUGACCCAACAAAGCUGAUGUUGCAUCCGAUAUCGGAUUCUCUCUCGAGAUAAUGGGCCUUGGACUUUUCUCCGCCUCCGUUCUUGAUCCUUCUGGGCAGUUCUCGCCAGCCCGUCUAACCAACGAUCCGGAGAGUCUGGGCCAGAUAUCAACCCUGGCACCAAAGUGUCUGGACCAUCUCUCAAACACCCACCCGAAAUCAUAUAAGCCAACCCAUCCUCGCCACUAUCAUAAGCAAACCUAUCAAUAUCUCGAAACAAACACUUCUCUCCGCUCGAGAUAUUCCAGGGGCUCUUCCGACAGACGAGGAAGACAUGGACGGAUAGCUGCGGCAGACGGAUAUGACGAUGGAAGCCAAGACCGACAAAGUACCCGGCCCAUCCGUUCUUAUCCAUCAAGGUCUAGCCGCAGACCGCCGUCUCUAGAGCGACAAGACGCCUUCGCUGAUACAAGAACACGCAAGGAUCGCCAGAUCCAAAUACGUGACCUGGUCAGUAGUGGAAGAACUUUCCCUGUGCGCCACCAGUUCAACGGAGCCUGCACGCAUGGGCUCGUCAUCAUCAAUGGCAUCAUGGUGCUUCAAGAGGAGGCAAUGCUGCCAAGAUGGCUCGAUGUUGGGGUUACGCAGCCCCUGGGGAAACGAAGAAGGGGUAGAAUACCGGAAGACUAUGCCAAAGAGUGCGAUGUGAAGAGAAGGAAGAGAGGUGGUGUCAGGAACCGCGGAAAUCCCGAGCAACCGUCCGAUUUUUGGUCUGCGUGCGGCACCCCCGAAGACAGCAGUUGAAGACGACGGACGUCUGCAAGCAAGUCAAACGACAACUUCCGAAGCC
This is a messenger RNA of Neurospora tetraspora, 1171 nucleotides long. RefSeq lists its product as uncharacterized. The transcript is spliced from 2 exons. Lineage: Eukaryota; Fungi; Ascomycota; Sordariomycetes; Sordariales; Sordariaceae. The coding region runs from base 394 to 1125 and encodes 243 amino acids. The record is from RefSeq and is a predicted model, not a curated record.